AUGGACAUGUCCGGCCACACCGACUCCUCCUCCUCCAGCACCUCCAGCGGGAUGACCUCAAUGUCCAUGUCCAUGGUCUUCACGACCGACCACUCCACCCCCCUCUUCUCCUCCCAAUGGACCCCCACCACAACAGGCGCCUACGCGGGCACCUGCAUCUUCCUCAUAAUCCUCGCGAUAAUCUCGCGCCUGCUCCUCGCCUUUCGCUCGACGCUCGAGCGGAAAUGGCACGACCGCGCCGUGAAUCGUCGGUAUGUCAUGGUGGCCGGGGAGAGCGAGCGCGAGCGGGAGAGGCAGAGUCUGCCGGCGGAGGAGAAGAGCGCCGAGGCGACGUUGACGACGAAUGGCUUGGAUGAGAGCGUGAGGGUCGUGCGGACGGCGAGGAAUAGGGGGAUGGAGGUCGUGCCGUGGAGGUUUAGUACCGAUUUGCCUAGGGCGGGGAUUUUUUUUGUGCAGGCGGGGGUUGGGUAUCUUCUGAUGUUGGCGGUCAUGACUCUCAACGUGGGCUACUUCCUCUCGGUCCUCGCAGGACUCUUCGUCGGCGAGCUGGCAGUUGGUCGAUUCAUCACGGCCGACGACGGUCACCACUGA
Molecule: messenger RNA, 591 nt
Organism: Zasmidium cellare ATCC 36951
Lineage: Eukaryota; Fungi; Ascomycota; Dothideomycetes; Mycosphaerellales; Mycosphaerellaceae
Exons: 2
Coding region: 1-591 (196 amino acids)
Biological process (GO): copper ion transmembrane transport; intracellular copper ion homeostasis
Cellular component (GO): plasma membrane
Molecular function (GO): copper ion transmembrane transporter activity
Source: RefSeq, a predicted model, not a curated record